AUGGAACCCCUGGUAGCAUUCCGGAAAUUUGUCAUUCUUGCGAUUCGUCCCGCCGCUUACAGCCUCAUAUGUGUCUACCUCUUCCUCGUGCACCACCUCUCAAGGUACGGGUGGGAUCGACCGGCCGUCAAAGUCGCCCUGCUUGCCGCACCAUCUCUCACCGGCCUUGCGUGGCAAGCAGCCGUAGCCAUAAGCGUUCCAGAGCCCUAUCUAGACGAAGUCUUCCAUAUUCCUCAGGCGCAGAAGUACUGCGAGUCAAGAUGGCUCGAGUGGGACGACAAGAUCACAACGCCCCCUGGGCUAUAUGCCGUUAGUUUGCUGAUUCACAGAACCUUGUGGUUCAUGAAUGGGAAUUGCUCCGGGACUAGCCUUCGGAUGACGAACUGGGUGGCCAUAAUCGUCCUCAUCUUCACCGCGGCCGAUUGUCGACGGCUGAUCGAGACGAGAGUUGCCGAACGGGGCGAGCGCCGCCCCCGGCCGUCGUCCCUCAGCUUCCAUGCGAUCCAUACCGGCAUGAACACUGGCCUAUUCCCGCUCUUGUUCUUCUUCUCCGCACUGUACUACACCGACGUCUUCUCCACGCUCAUGGUACUUUUCGCCUUCCAAAAUCACUUGGAGCGAGUGAGCCCGAAAGGAACGCCGUGGCGGAACGACUUCUUCGUGGUGUUCCUCGGCGUUGCUUCUCUCUUCAUGAGGCAGACCAAUGUGUUCUGGGUCGUCGUUUUUCUGGGUGGUCUGGAAGCUGUCGAGGCUGCCAAAGCUGUGCCCGCUGCUAGGCCUCAGCCUCCGGGCCAGGGAGAUCUGAUGGCACACAUUAAAUACUUCGCUUGGAGGUCCUCACUGGGAGAUAUCCAUGAUCCCGCGUUGGACCAGGCUUCUUUGGACGAUGCGUUCUACUGCGUUGUGAGCAUCGCCAUUGCAGUCGUCUGUAAUCCGCUCCGGGUCGCCAAGCAGAUUUGGGCCCAUGUUACUGUCAUGGGUCUCUUCGUGGCAUUUGUCAUCUGGAACGGCAGUGUUGUCCUAGGAGACAAGACGAACCAUGUCGCGACAGUCCACUUUCCUCAGAUGCUUUACAUCUGGCCACUGUUCGCUUUCUUCUCCGCACCUCUUCUCCUACCUUUCUUGCCCUGGCCAUUCUCUUUCAAGCCCGGACCCAGCGCCUCAGGAAGCCCUCAAAAGCGAUCUGAGACACAGACACCGCAGAAGUGGUAUGCCACAUACUUGAGCAUUGCAGGCUACUCCUCCUUGACCUUGGCGGCCCUGGUCAUCGUGCACUUCAACACUAUCAUCCACCCUUUCACGCUGGCGGACAACAGGCACUACAUGUUUUACGUGUUCCGGUACACCAUACUCCGUGGGCCGUGGGUGCGCUAUGCCCUCGUCCCGGCUUACGUCCUAUGUUGGAGCAUCUGUUGGAAAGCGCUCGGAGGGUAUCAUCCCACACACGAAGCCGUGGAUUCCGCCAGGGAGGAUGCACACAAGCAGGAGAGUGAGAGUAAGAAGUCCCGCACGAAAAAUGUCAAGAUCAAAGACUCGCACACGGAUGCCGUUCUCUCUGUCGACCCCCCAACGCUCUCGACAUCCCUCCUCUGGCUCCUCGCCACCGCGCUUUCCCUCAUCACCGCGCCGCUCGUGGAACCAAGGUACUUCAUCAUGCCAUGGGUAUUCUGGCGGCUCCUCGCCCCCGCAUGGCCCGCUUACAUACCCUUGGUGUCAUCGAGGAGAAGUGAGGGCGGUCCGGGCCACCUGGUGGACUUACUGCUAUCGAUUGGCCAGAAGUUCGAUCUGCGCCUGUUCGUGGAAACGGCUUGGUUUCUGGUGGUACAUUUGGCCACGGCGUAUAUGUUCAUCGCCAGGCCGUUCUACUGGAGGGCUGAGGAUGGCUCAUUCCUCGAUGGGGGCCGCGUUCAGAGGUUCAUGUGGUAG
This is a messenger RNA of Diaporthe citri, 1926 nucleotides long. RefSeq lists its product as uncharacterized. Bases 1 to 1926 code for a protein of 641 amino acids. NCBI's taxonomy places the organism in Eukaryota, Fungi, Ascomycota, Sordariomycetes, Diaporthales, Diaporthaceae. Gene Ontology annotation, biological process: dolichol-linked oligosaccharide biosynthetic process; protein N-linked glycosylation. The transcript has 5 exons. Gene Ontology annotation, cellular component: endoplasmic reticulum. Gene Ontology annotation, molecular function: dolichyl pyrophosphate Glc2Man9GlcNAc2 alpha-1,2-glucosyltransferase activity. The record is from RefSeq and is a predicted model, not a curated record.